UUUGUUUAUUCGCCAAAUUGCACUUAGAUUUAGAUCUAUAAUAUCAUAAUCUCUCAUGCCAAUCUCCCUCUGCUAUGACUCUACCCCAACAAAGUUUUUCCUUUUCUUCCUCAUGGAUUCCCCUUUCUUUCCAACAAUGAAACAGUCGCCAAACCUCAAACUCCUUCUCUUCGUUCAGUAAAAAUCCAUUGCCACUCAAACUAAAGCCUUCAAGCACAUCUUCAGACAGUGGAAACUGAAAAUGAGCUGUCUUAGAAUUGCUUUACUUUUAUUCCUACCGGUUGUAAUAAACAUAAGAAGUUGAUUUUUUUUUUUGUUAAAGAAGGUUUUUUGUUUUGUUUAGGAGAUAAAGAGUUAGGACAUAAGAAAAAAUGAUAUCAGCAGGGAUAAAUUUGGUGAUGACAGUAAUAGGAUUCACAGUAAGUAUUAUGUUCAUAGUGUUUGUUUGUACACGUUUGGUUUGUGCUCGGAUUCAGCUCAAUGCUUCUCGGAGAUCCUUUCCUAUUGCUUCAAGAUCUGAUCUUAGUAUACUUGAACGGGGUUUACAUGGUCUUGAGCCUGUCGUUGUUGCCAACUUUCCGACCAAGAAGUACAGUGAUGAGUGCUUCUCAUCUACAGAAGAUGCUCAGUGCACAGUUUGCCUUUCUGAAUACCAUGGUAAUGAUGUCUUGCGAAUCCUCCCUUAUUGUGGGCACUCUUUCCAUGUAACAUGCAUAGAUAUGUGGCUACAACAGCAUUCCACAUGCCCUGUUUGCCGAAUAUCACUGCGUGAAUUUCCUGAGAAGAAGCGCUUGAUGCAACCAUUGUUCAGUUCAGCCAACCGAUCUCAUUUUGGCAUGGAGUCUUUGAAUUCACAUUCUUACAACUGUUUGUUGAGAGGGCAAGGCUUUCCGUCGAGAACCCAUGAUAACCGUGAGAUGGACCGAAUUCAAGAGAACUCUUUCACAACUAGGGGCAUUGGACCAGAAGCAGGGGAGAACAUGUCCCCAACAACUGAAGAUUAUCGGACCAUUAAAGACUCAAGAAACAAGCAUGUAGAAAGCCCUUCAAACCUUUGAAUUAUGUUGGUCUUUAAGAAUGCGAGUUGAGUUUAUUGAGAUGUAUUGUUUGUUGAUGUAUCCAGCAGAAUUUGGAAGCUAAGAUUCCACUAGAGCUCCUGCAUGGUAAUUGAAUUAUUUUCCAUUUUGUAGCGUAGUGUAAAUAUGUCAAAUGUUUUUUGUCUUCGUAUCCUUUUCCUCCUUUCAACGGUGGCUAGUUUCUGGCGCUCUGGCAGUUUUGUUAGCUCAGUUGUAAAACUAGCAUUAGUCUAUAUUGGUGAAUGAGGUGGUUGCUCUCUCUCUCUCUCUCUCUCCCGACAAGCCUCGUUGUAUUUUAUAUUUGUGUGCAUGAAUUCUUUAUUUUUUUCUCCGUGCCUGCUACUCUAUGUCAAUUCGCAUUGAGUU
Durio zibethinus is the source of this 1442-nucleotide messenger RNA. RefSeq names its product RING-H2 finger protein ATL7-like. Lineage: Eukaryota; Viridiplantae; Streptophyta; Magnoliopsida; Malvales; Malvaceae. The record is from RefSeq and is a predicted model, not a curated record.